AUGGUGGACGCCGUGGCGGCGGAGCACUACCUCGACCGCUGCGCGCCCAAGAUCGACUUCAACAGAUGCCCCCCCCCCGAUUACGACGCGCGCAAGAGGUUUGCGUACAUGUCAUCUUCCACUUCUCCUGGCAUGGACGGGCCCCCCAACGUCGCGUGGCCCGCGCGUGAGAAGUGCACUGAGGCCCUCUGGCAGGUCAUGACUGGGAUGCCCAGCGGCGGCCCCCUCCCCGACGAAGCCAACGCGACGGUGCAGGCAUUUUUCCCAAGAGGGGAAGAACCAGACGACGCUGAGCACAUCGGCUGCCGCCGCGACCCAUCUAAAGUCCGAGUCCUGGGUCUGCGGAACACCUCCCUCGAGAUCAUCAGCAGCGCGAUGAGCGCUGCGAUGGCCGCGGUGGCUGCCGGCGUGGUCCCGGCAUCGCAGCCUGGCAUCAUCCACCGCCGCAGCUGCGGCUACAACAUCCUAGAGCUGGACGUCGAGAGCCGCGCCGCGUCCGCCGACGCCAACGCCAUGACCAACCUGCCCGUGUUGAGGUCGCUGGACGUAGCGCAGGCCAUCCCGAGCUUCGCGCGCCACUUCGUCCGCCCCGCGCUGACGGUGAUGGGCGCGCCUGAAGCUGCCCUGAAUUUCUUCGACUUGGUGUGCUGCAACAUCCUCGCGAUGGGGUCUGGGUGGAGUGGCGCCCUCUACGCGAUGGGCACCUCCUGCUUCCUCCUCGGCCUGGGGCAGAAGCUCGAGCACAGGGGCUGCGGGCCGUGCCGCGCCUGUGCUGAUGACCUCGGGCUGGUGCUUGCUGCGGUCAUCCAUCUCGCGCGCCUGGAGGGGGUGAUGGUUCUCGUGGAAGACCUCGCGGGCCUCGUGCCGAAGCUCGCCAAGUGCCACAUCGUCCCGCUCGCGGGCCCUGUCGAUGACGAGCUCGUGAACAAGCUGCGCGCAGCCCUGGCCGU
Messenger RNA from Prorocentrum cordatum, 950 nucleotides. NCBI's taxonomy places the organism in Eukaryota, Dinophyceae, Prorocentrales, Prorocentraceae. The record is from the annotation of a GenBank genome assembly.